Dichotomopilus funicola is the source of this 1305-nucleotide messenger RNA. RefSeq lists its product as uncharacterized. The transcript is spliced from 2 exons. Lineage: Eukaryota; Fungi; Ascomycota; Sordariomycetes; Sordariales; Chaetomiaceae. The record is from RefSeq and is a predicted model, not a curated record. Bases 1 to 1305 code for a protein of 434 amino acids.
AUGGACAACAACAACAACAACAACGACAACAACCAACCCCAACCCCAACCCCAAAACGACACCCAGGAUGGCACCAACGACGACACCCAGGACGACACCCAAAACUACACCAAACCUUUCCUCCCAGCCAACCCCCAACACCAAUCCCCCCUCUUCACCCUCCUCCCCCCUGAACUCCGCACGCACAUCUACACCCUCCACCUCCGCAACACUCGCCUCACAACCGGCGCCCGCCUCUCCCCCCACGGCUGCCGCGCCCCCCGUCAGCUCCUCACGCCCGCCCCGCACACCCUCGCUUUGCUCUACGUCUGCCGCGCCAUCUACGACGAACUGGCUACUUCCUGGUCGUCCCCCUCUCAUUGGCUUCGACAUGUGCUCUUUGAUUUUGCGGAGCCGUAUACAAUGCUUGAUACGUUUUUCUGGAUGCCGAGGGGGAUGUUACAGGCUGUUAAGCGGGUGAGGGUGGGUGCAGAAGCGUUGGUGUUUACUAUUUUUGAUGAGUCGACUUUUUAUUCGUUCGCGGGGGCGUUUAAGUUGCUUCCGGGGUUGAGGUUGGAUGAGUUGACUGUGUUGGGGUGUCCAGUGGAUGAAGGGAACUCGGAGAUUAUUCGGGAUUUACUGCGUUUUGGGGGCGGGUGGAGGAGGUUGAGGUUUGUGGCCCAUGGAGCGGGGAUGUUGUUGGGAUUGGGGGGUUCUGAGGAGGAGGAGGAGGAGGAGGGGGUUCAGGAGUUGAGGUGGGAGGAGAGCAGGGCGCGGGACUGUUGUAGGCAGUGGGAGAGCAUGUUGCGGGAAAGGGAUGGGAAGGAGUCCGGGAGUUCGGUGUUUGGGUAUGUGGCACGGGAGCGGAAGACGUAUGGGGUGGUAUUGGAUCCGGAGCGGCGGGUGGAGUUUUACCGGUCGAAGGCGAAGGGGCCGGAUGACGAGUACCUCGGGGAAGCGAUCUUGGGACAGGUGGACAACAUAGAGCGCGAGGUCUUGAUUAUUGUCACACGAGGGGCCAAGGUAGAUAUCGAAGACAAAGAGGACUCCCCCUUCGUCGAGGGGGAUCCCCGUGAACACGAGUUUGGGUCGACUUGGGACGAGAUUAGCGUUAGGUCCUGCUGGGGCCACCACAGACACCCACUGGACCCGGCCAAACACGGGCCCUCGAGGGUGGAUGUGUACAGAGACCCGGAAGAGUACUCCUGGUCGAAGCAGCACUUGUGCAAGGACGAACCUUAUCAUUGGGAUUGCUCUUCGGACAAGGACGCUGAGUUAGGUUCGGAGCCGGAUUCAGAUGAGAUAGUAGUUUCAGAAACAGAGUAG